This is a messenger RNA of Trypanosoma theileri, 1221 nucleotides long. RefSeq lists its product as uncharacterized. The transcript has a single exon. The record is from RefSeq and is a predicted model, not a curated record. The coding region runs from base 1 to 1221 and encodes 406 amino acids. Lineage: Eukaryota; Euglenozoa; Kinetoplastea; Trypanosomatida; Trypanosomatidae.
AUGUCUGGCAGUGCUAUUCCUGUAAGGGUGCUUGGCCGCCACGUUCUUGAUCUGUGGGUUUUUGAAGUAAACGGGACCGCUGAUCUGGAUUUUGUGCUGUGUGACGUUGCUGCCAGUGAGCGGGAUCGUCUUGGCGAUUACACUUGGCUAGACGACUCUACACGGCCACAGUUUCGCCGAAAUGAUGAUGUUUCCAGCCGUGUGGGUGCUCUUGUUCACUGGAUCGAGCGUUGCUACACCAAGAAGUGUACGAGCGAGCUGUCAAAUGUGCUGCGUGUGUAUAAUAACUUGCUGGCCUUUGAGUAUGAGGCAUUCCUAAGUAACAUUGGUGCCGACGGUGGACGCCGCGUGGAGGGUUUCGUACAGCCGACGGGAUCCGGUGCUCACAUAACACUGAACAUCCCGCUGCAGUUGAAGGACGAGGUGUCCACUCGCCAGACGUUGUCAAACAUCAUCGAGUGUUACGCCAAGAUUUUAAAUCAACGUCUCGAUGCCGUUCCACACUUUUCAAGUCUGGAGUUGUCGCUUAUUAUCGCCUGCGAGACCACUGGAGGAGAUGCGGCCUUUGAGGUCCUGUCAGAGCACAUUGUUAUGCACGUAGAGGAUAUCGAAUCCCUGCACAAGGCGGAUUUCACGCCCUUUAUACGCAGCUGCAUAAACUUUGGGGGACUACCGCAGUAUUCAGCUACGCUGCAACAAAGAGGUACCUUUAUGGACUACAUUCAACAGUUCGAGACGGUACUGAAACAUUCAAUUAAUGAACUGAAACACUUUCUAGAUAUGGUGAGCAAGAUGUCCUCAUUCUUUGGUAGUCCCGUCAGUGUCAGUGUCUCCUUGAGGGAUGGUGAAAGCACUGGCGAUAUUAACGAGAGUAAGAGGAGGAAUAGUGGCAACAGUAGUGUGGUUCUCGAGAGUGACCCCUCGUUGGUACGUUUGGCUGUUUUUUGCGUCGUGGACGAUGUGACACAGUUUGGUUUUUCUAUUGUAAUGCGUUAUCGCGACGGCUGGACACUGCCGUCUAUCGAGAUCAUCGCAAACCAAUACUCUGGGAGCACUUCACAGGAGUCGACGUUGAGGACAAAGUUGCAGUACCCAGAGGAAAUGCGUCGACUCGAGAAGAAGCGUGGAGUCGACACACUCGUAGAUAUUGCGGCUUUCUGCGAUGCCGUUAGGCGGGUCUCCUUCGAGACCAUGUCAUUUCUAAUUUCCACGUGUCAGUGA